Phaedon cochleariae (mustard beetle) is the source of this 1547-nucleotide messenger RNA. The record is from the annotation of a GenBank genome assembly. NCBI's taxonomy places the organism in Eukaryota, Metazoa, Arthropoda, Insecta, Coleoptera, Chrysomelidae.
UAUAGAUUACAGAUAUAAUUGAUAGUAUUAGCCAUACAUUGUAAUAGUGUGUGAACAACCAAAAUGAGAGCUCUCAUUUUCCUUGGUUGCCUUUCAAUUGUAACAGUUUCGGGUAGACGAGGGUUCGGAGAAACCACAGACCAAGAAUGGGGUUUCGUCAAUGUCCGACCAAACGCCAACAUCUUCUGGUGGUUGCACUACACCUCAGCCAAAGUGAACAACGUGACUGACAAACCCCUCAUCCUCUGGCUCCAGGGCGGUCCCGGAUCGUCAUCCACUGGUUACGGAAGCUUCGUCGAACUUGGUCCUCUGGACACGAAUCUGCAACCAAGGAAUUCCAGUUGGGAUAAAUAUGCUAAUCUGUUGCUUGUCGACAGUCCGGUUGGUACUGGAUUCAGCUACGUUGAUGACGAAAGUGCUUACACUACGAAUAACACUCAGAUCGCUCGGGACUUCCUGGUUUUCCUUAAGGCAUUUUUCGAUGAGAAUGCUAUAUUCCAGAAGGUUCCCUUCUAUAUUUUCACUGAGUCGUAUGGUGGAAAGAUGGUAGCUGAAAUUGUUUCGCUUCUAGUGAAAGAGGGACCAUCGAUGAAUAUAAGAUGCAAUCUGACUGGAAUAGCUCUUGGAGAUUCCUGGAUUUCGCCAGUGGAUUCAGUUCUACAGUAUGCUCCCUACCUACUUGGCUUGGGAAUUGUAGAUAAAAGAGGGUACGAUAAAAUGAACAAAGUGGCACAAGAACUCAAGAUUGCUGUUGAUAACGAACGAUUUGAUGAGGCUUUCGGUCUAUGGAGAGGAGUAGAAUAUGAAAUUAAAACAGCUACCUAUGGAGUUGACAUGUACAAUGUUCUGAACAAAAAACAAGGAGUAGGAUCAUCGUCAGAUGGUGCAGAUUAUAGUGUAGACUACCCAGGCCAAACCGGUGUCGAUCCGGAAGCAGAUGCUAUAGUUUCUAAAAUAAUGAAUGGACCAGUGAGAGAUGCUCUCAAUAUUUCCCAAUUUUUUGGAACUCAGAGCGAUGAUGUGUUUAAUGUGCUCAAAGGAGACUUCAUGAGCCCAGUUGUGAAUAUUGUGGAGGAAUUAUUGAAUACAACGAGUAUUUACAUUGCCGUCUAUACUGGACAACUUGAUUUGAUAGUUCCAACUCCAGGAACUUUGAACUGGGUCAAUAACAUGAAUUGGAAAAACAAAGAGCAAUGGCAAGCAGCUGAAAGAAUGCUUUACAAAAAUGAAGGUUUUGUAAAGCGAUCAACAAAUUUUGGAGUUUACUGGGUGGAAAGAAGUGGUCACAUGGUACCAGCAGAUAAUCCGAAUGCAAUGGACUAUAUCUUGAGAGAUGUUACCAAUAAUUUUCAAGUUUGAUCAAUAAGAAAUGCCCAUACUGAAAGAACAUGAUCGAUUUUGGGAAUCCCGGAAUGAUAUUUAUUACAGAGAAGGAACUAUAUCAAUAAGAAAAUCAUCGGUAUCAGCAAUUCACCAAUAGUUUUAUGAUUAAUUAUAACAGCCAUUGUACGAAUUAUAAGAAAUAUAACAUGAAUAGAAUGUAAUUA